Molecule: messenger RNA, 2696 nt
Organism: Rotaria sp. Silwood1
Lineage: Eukaryota; Metazoa; Rotifera; Eurotatoria; Philodinida; Philodinidae
Source: the annotation of a GenBank genome assembly
AUGAUAAGAGAAAGAUCAUGUUUUCAACUUGAUAAUGGAACAUUUAUUGUGAAGAUUGGGUUAAUAAAUAAUUUGAAUUGUUUAUUAGAAUUUUUAAAGCAACAGCAACAAAAACAAAUUAAAACAAGUAGUAAUGCAGAUUCUAAUCCCAGUUUAUCAUUUGAUUUUAUAAAUAAAUAUCCAUUGUUAAAAAAAUUAAUUAUUUGGUAUCAACGAGUUAGCAAUGAAAAUGAAGCUGAUGAAAAUAAAGAUAAAUUUUUAAACCAUUUUAUUGAUACUAUCACUGAUAAUUUGACAAAAUCGAAAAAUAAUUUUCGAUAUAGUAAUUCGAUUAAGAAUUUUGCUUUAUCGUUGUAUAUUUUAGGUGGUAAAUUGACCUAUGAAUUUCUUAGAUUAAAUUUACCUGGAUCUUUACCACAUCUAUCUUUAUUAAAUUCAUUGAUUUCAAGUUCAGAUUCAAGAAUCAGUGAAGGAGAAUUUAGAUUCGAUCAACUUCAAAAACAUUUUGAUAGUCUUAAUGUGCAAUAUGCAUUCGGCUCUGAAGAUUGUACUGGUAUAGUUAAAAGAAUUAAAUAUGAUUCAACAACAAAUACAUUUACUGGAUUUCCUUCAUUACUUGAUCGUGGAGUGCCAAUUAAAUCAUAUUAUCAGACUGACUCAUUUGAUGCAUUAAAAUUAUGGUUCAAUUCAAUUGAUAAAGCAUCGUUAUUGAAUGUACAUAUGAUUCAGCCAGUGCAAUCCACAGAUAAUAGCAGCAUACCAAGUCCUUAUCUAUUAUCAGCAUAUGGAAUUGACAAUACUGCAACCGCGAACGAUAUAUUACAGAGAUGGUGGUAUAUAUUUAAUCAAUCCUUACAAAGAAAUAUCAGAAUCAUUGGUUUUUCUACUGACGCGGAUCCAAAAUAUCUACGUGCUAUGCGUUUAAUGAGCGGUUUUCUUGGAGCUCUUCCGAAUUUUCAAGUUCACCAGCACCCACAAGCAUUUCAAAUAAAAAUAAGAUCACACUGGUCUUGGUUUUAUCUUCGUGAACAACAAUUAUUAUUAUUUUUUCAAGAUCCGACACAUUUGGUAACCAAAUGGCGUAAUCGUUUAUUAUCAGCAACAGCAGAAUUAUGUCUCGGAAAUCAGUCAAUAUCGAUCAAUCAUUUGCAUGAUAUUAUUGAAAAUGAUACUUAUUCUAAACUUGAUCAUGGUCUAACAAAAUCUGACAUUAACCCUAAAGAUCGUCAAAACUUUAGUUCUUGUUUGAAAUUAACAUCUAAUGAUCUAUUCAAUAUUUUAAAUGCUACUGCUGAUACUCGUGGAACCUUGCUUUAUUUUCAAGUGUUAAAAAUGAUUAUAGUAGCUUAUAUUGAAAAAACAACAACAAUAGUUGAAAGACUACGAUCUGCUUGGUGUGUAGUGUUUUUUUGUCGACUAUGGUUUACCUGGAUUAAAUUUAAAACAUUUAAUUUAACACAAACCAGAAACAAUAAUAAAAGCAGAUAUUUUAUUACACAACCAGCAUAUUUAUCGGUUGAAAUAAAUGCUCAUAAUUUAUUAUAUUUAAUUUUACUUGUCAAACAAAAGCAGUUACCACCACAAGCAUUGAAUAUUCCUAUUUUUAACUCGCAAGCUUGUGAAUCAAUUUUUAGAAAUACACGAGCGUUAAGUGGAAUUUAUUCAACCAUAGUCAACUUUACAGUACAUGAUUUUCUACGACGUGCCCAAAGAUUAUCAUUAUUGAAUGACAUUAAAUGUAAACAGUUACAUAGUGGUUCAGUUGACAAGUUAGUCUUUCCGGUUCAUUAUAAACAUCGGGUUGAACGUCAAUCAUCAUUUACACACAGUCAACUUGAAAUUGAUGAAAUAGACAUCGAACGAGUUAUUACUGAUGCCUAUCAUCAUGCUGUUGAUAUGCUUGAAGGUCUAGAUAUAUUGAACUUAUUGGAAAAAAAACAUGUUCUUGGAUUAAAACCAUUAAGUGAAUAUUUAUUUCGACAAUUAAAUUCCAAUUCACAAAAACAUAAUUACUCUUCUCAAAUAAGCAAUAUAGACGAUGAAGUAUUUGAAAGUGACGAUGAUAAUGAUGAAGAUGGAGAUGACACAACAAAUGAUCUCAGCAUGAAUGAGGACAAUGAUGAUAGCUCUAUUAACAACGAUUACACUGAUGAAGAUGAACAAAAUAACACUCAAGAUUUAAUAAAUACUACAAAGAAAGACUUCUCUGGAGUAAAAGUUGCUGAUAAAGUGGAGCCUCAUAUUGAACAUACCUAUUUUAAAGUGAAAUUAAAUCAUGAUACAAAAUUUUUACACAAACAAACUGCUUGUUGGUUGUUAACAGAAGAGAAAAGUAAACUUUCAAAUGACCGAUUACUUCGCGUGCAACAGGUCAAUAAAUGAUAAUAUAAAUGGUUUUUUCUUUUUUUUUAUAGUAUUUGUUUGAUUUUUUUCAAUAAAGGGUAUAUUUUGUUGAAUUUAAAAUUUUUUUAUUCAUUGAAGGUGUUGUAUAUGGGUGGUGCACAGAUACUGUGCGAACAUCUCAAAAGUGGAGCCAGUAUAAGUUUAAUUCUAUGUAACAGGUGAUGAAAAGUAAAACCAAUAUACAGCAGUAUUACAUGUCUAUAAUAUACUUGUGAAGUGCUCUCCAGAAUUUCAAACGACUCCACUGGACUCCAUUGGACUCCAUUGGACUCCAUUGGACUCCAUUGGACUCC